AUGGCCAAGGAAUCAAAGGAUCUCCUCAAGAUGCUCGAGGACAUGCCGACGAAGGAGCCCGACAAGUCGUCUUGGGCACUGGCCGCGCGCAAGCUGCGCAACGUCGCCCAGGUCUGCAUGGCCAUGAAGGAUUGCGGCGACGACGAGGCCGCCCUGAGCCGGUUAGAAGAUAAGAUGUCCAUCCUCGGAUUCAUCGCCAACGCCUCUUUCGCCCAGUGUAAAGGACGACGACCUGAGCGUGUCGACAAGCUACUGAUUAGCCGCUAUGUCUGGGCCGCCGGUCUGGGUGACCCCUCCUUCGACACCAUGAAGAAAUGGAAAGCGGUCAUUGACAACGGCGAUCCAUUGGACAUGAAUGGAACCCUCUCCGCCUUGCAAGACGCUAUGCCUCGGCCGAUCAAGUACUGUAAGGUUAUAUUCCGCCCUUCGUCACUUGUUUCGCAACUCUCUAACAAAACGAUAUCUAGGGCGACGCGAGAAGACUGGGCGAAAACACCCGCAGACGAGUGGAACUGGACGCCCCAAAACGCUCUGCAUGGCAUUCGACUAGGACCCCGAGGAGGUGCUCGAGGAGCGGCAGCAUUUGUACUGCCAGGCACUUUGCUUCCCUUGGAGCUUCGGAGCUUCGAGACUGGUGAGCGUAUCCCGGACGGCCACGCUUUCUCCAUCACGACGGGACGACGCUGUCCUUUGGCCCCAUCCGACCAUCCGCAUCAUGCAGAUGUACUACUGUAUGGCUCUCGUAAUCUGGCUCGCCGGUGCAGAUGA
Colletotrichum higginsianum IMI 349063 is the source of this 768-nucleotide messenger RNA. RefSeq lists its product as uncharacterized. The coding region runs from base 1 to 768 and encodes 255 amino acids. NCBI's taxonomy places the organism in Eukaryota, Fungi, Ascomycota, Sordariomycetes, Glomerellales, Glomerellaceae. The record is from RefSeq and is a predicted model, not a curated record. The transcript has 3 exons.